Molecule: messenger RNA, 1363 nt
Organism: Pelobates fuscus (common spadefoot toad)
Lineage: Eukaryota; Metazoa; Chordata; Amphibia; Anura; Pelobatidae
Product: zinc finger protein 501-like
Exons: 3
Coding region: 101-1363 (420 amino acids)
Biological process (GO): regulation of transcription by RNA polymerase II
Cellular component (GO): nucleus
Molecular function (GO): RNA polymerase II cis-regulatory region sequence-specific DNA binding; DNA-binding transcription factor activity, RNA polymerase II-specific
Source: RefSeq, a predicted model, not a curated record
CAUAUAUCCGUUUUCAAAAGGUUUUCUUCGGCAGUCAAGGUUUUGCACCAACUAGUGUGCAUUAUUAUGGGCACAUGAUGGAAAUGAUCAUGAAAACAAUAUGGCAACACUAGAUUUCCGAGUAAGGAUGGAACACAUCUUACCUGAUCUUUCUAGCUUAGAAAUGGAAGUAAACCAUAGUGAGGAUGCCAAUUCUAUUAGCCCAUCAGAAGACAGCAACGAACGGGCAUGUUCAUCUGUAGACUCAGCUGAGGAAUUCGAUCCACCUGAGGAGUCAAGCUCCCAGGACGAAAAAAAUCCUCCAAUAUCCAGUGACAAUAUUGAUAAUGGAAUUGAAACACAAAAUGUUUUUGAUGAGGAGGGAACUUGCUUUUCAGACGACGCAAAAGAUGCUGACAUUUGUAAGAAACUUCUUGCUAAGUAUAUGUGCAUGGUAUGUGGUAAGAUGUUUUAUCGGAAACCUGAUUUUACUGUUCAUCAGAGGACGCACACGGGGGAAAGACCAUACACUUGCACUAUAUGUGCAAAAAAGUUUACUCAAAGCUCUAGUUUAGCUCGACACCUUAGAGUCCACUCUGACGUAAAACCUUUCAUGUGUACAGAUUGUGGGAAAAGUUUUAGCCAGAACUCACAUCUUGUAACACACCAGAGAAUACACACCGGUGAAAAACCUUAUUCUUGUAAUGAAUGCGGAAAAUGCUUCAGUGGUAGCUCAAAUCUGGUGAAGCACAAGAAAGUCCAUGCUGGGGAGAAAGCUUGGCAUUGCCCUGGAUGUGGCAAAAGCUUCACAUGCAGCUCACAGCUCCGUACACAUCUUCGGGUCCACACCAAUGAAAAACCCUAUGCUUGUGAAAUAUGUGGUAAGUGUUUUAGCAGCAGCUCAAAUCUAGUUACUCAUCAGAGAGUCCACACCGGGGAGAGGCCUUACAGCUGUUCUGAAUGUGGAAAAAGGUUUACUCAGAGCUCAAGUCUUGUAGUGCACUGGCGAGUUCACACGGUGGAGAAACCAUUUACAUGUACAUUCUGUGGGAAAGGUUUUAGCCAUAACUCUCUUCUCGUGAAACACCAGAAAACUCAUACUGAAGAGAGGCCCUACAUCUGCAUUGAGUGUGGAAAAGGUUUUACUGGUAGCUCAGCUCUGGUUAGACACCAGAAAGUGCAUACAGAAGAAAGACCAUAUACUUGUAAUGAAUGUGGCAAGAAAUUUAAAGACAAGUCGAGCCUUGUAAGACAUACUCGAGUUCACAAUGAAGAGAAACCAUAUACUUGUGCAAGCUGUGGAGAAAGCUUCAAUGAUGGCUCAAUUCUUUUAGAACAUCUUAGGACCCAUGUUUCUGAAGAGACUGCAAUAAAUGAGGGCUGA